Molecule: messenger RNA, 537 nt
Organism: Brassica oleracea var. oleracea
Lineage: Eukaryota; Viridiplantae; Streptophyta; Magnoliopsida; Brassicales; Brassicaceae
Product: CASP-like protein 5A1
Exons: 3
Coding region: 16-537 (173 amino acids)
Cellular component (GO): membrane
Source: RefSeq, a predicted model, not a curated record
GUGACUCACUUUCACAUGAUGAACGUGAGCCGACCGGCUGUUCGUCCGGUAAUUGCGGUUCCGGUGGGUCCGACAGGCGGAGCUAACGAUAGACCGCCAGUGAGGAUGAAAGAUAUUCAGGGCAUGCCAGGAACAACCGGCGGCCUCAUCCUCCGCCUCUCUCAGUUCGUCUCGUCUCUCAUCUCCCUCUCCGUCAUGCUCACCACCCCCGACUUCCACUCCUUCACCGCAUUCUGCUUGCAAAGCCUGUGGAGCUUGUCUCUUUUUAUCAUGGACGCUUAUGCUCUUUUGGUUGGAAGAAGCCUUGGGAAUCACUUGGUUGUUCGAUGUUUCACAGUUGGAGAUGGAAUCACAUGCCUACUUACGUUUGCAGCUGCAUCUGCGUCUGCUGGCAUAACCGUACUCAUCAACGAUCUUGAUAGAUGUGAUGGCAGCCACAGCACAAGGUUCCAGACCGCUACAGCAAUAGCCUUCAUCAGCUGGCUUGCUGUGUUUCCUUCUUUCUCAACUUCUGGUCCUUAUCCGCCCACUAAUUAA